AUAGAAUUUUUAUAUCUCUAUUUUUAUAUAUAAUUUUUUUAGGGCUUUGGGCUUUUUCAGGGUGGGAUAUGUAUGAAUCUGCUGAAUAAGACAGAAUGAUCCCUAUUAUAGUAUAACAGUGUACUACACUAUACUAGUGAAACGUCUUUCACCAUCAAAAAUUUACACGUCCGUGCUGAUUGCUUUAACGCUAGUGGAAACUACAUUUUCUAGACUGAUUUCACAUCAAAAAGCCACACACACAUUUCAAUUAUAUCUCAGUAAAACUGGGGGCCGGCGGAGCAACACACACACAAAUGUUUGUCCCUUUGAGAGAUAAAAGUGGCCAGUAAAGCAAACUGAAUGGUUUGUAGUUUUUCAUCCUCCAAAGUUUCAACAUAGCCGUAGUUCUAAAGAAUUGUCAGUUGUGUGUUCUUCAAAGAUAGAGUAAUAAAUUGUAUAGCUGAACAGAUCUUUAUACUUUUGGAAUCUCAAAGUUGGAGAAAACCUGAAUACCAGAUGGUCCUUUAGCAGCCUCUAGUCUGACUCUUCGGGGACCAGAAUCUACUUCCACCUUUGGGCAGCUCUGCCAUCCUAGUUGGUUCUCUGUUUCUUCCCUUCAUUUGUCUUAUUAACUCUUGGGGCCAGACAUUUAACUACCGUAUUGUGAUGACUCCCAGUAUCUUCUCCUUCCUAUCCCCAGUCAAUUCACUCAUCAUAUAUCGUGGCUUCAGUUGUCUUUACCAUCCAAGACCCUUUUCUCCAAAUGCUCUGGUUUUCUCUAUCUUUCUUAAAGUAUACGACCCAGAACUGAACAUUUAUAGGUAGCAAAACUGUCAUGUCCUUUGUUCUAGUUAAUAUUCUUCUUCUGUAUAACAUCCAGAUAUUGGACUAGCUUUUCUGACACCCACAUGAUAUUGUUGGAGUCCUUUGAGGUUUUUUCCUGCUGUUAAGCAUUCUUGCCCCAUCCUGCACUUGUGCGGUUGGUGUUUUGUUUAACCUAGUUUGCAGGACCUUCCUUUAUUCUUAUGAAGUUUUCUUGUGUUGGAUUCAUUAACCUAUUGAGAUGUUUUUGGAUUCGUCCAAGAUAGAUUUGCUGUCUUUUUCUUUCUGAUCACUCCAAAGUUUGAUAUGUAAAUCUAUAUUGAAUGAAACAAGCCUGAGGACAACAGCCUGUAGAAGGCCUCAGAAACUUCUCUUCAGCGUGAUAUGAAUUGACCACUGACCGUAUUAAUCAACACCCUUUAGGUAAGAAUUUCAGCGAUUAACUGGUCCAUCUAUCUGCCCAUUUGUCCCCAGAGUUAUCUGUAAGGAUAUCAUAGGAUCUUACAUUCCUUGCUGAAGUCUUGCAUUUCCCUAAUGUUAGUUGAGUAACUGCCCCAAAAGUUCAUGAAGUUAAGUCAAAUCUGCUGAUUCAGAGUGAACUGUGUUCUUUCCUAAAGGCUUAAAAAACAUUAUCAUUAUAAUAAGGGUCUAUUCUAGGGCCUUGCCUGGGACCAGUAUCAAAUUUUCACCAUCUUUUACCUCUUCCCAAAGUUGGAAUGGCAGUCACCCUUUCUGACGUUGUGGCCAGUGCACUACUCCACACUUCUGUAAUAACUUACAGUGGGCCACCCAGAAAUAUUCUUAGAUUUUCAGUAUAUUUUGUUUUCAGCAUAAAAUAGGAAACAAAGUUCUUAUUGGCCCUAUCACUUCUAUGUAAGUCAACUUAUUUGAAAUUUUCACUUUGACCCUAUUCCUAUAGGUACAUGAAAAUUUCUGGUGUUUAUUUAUGUUUAUGGUGGUUUUUUGCAUCAUUUAUGCAUUUCUGAAAUUCUGAACAUUCUUGCAUUCUUACAUUUCUUCCUGUGCAAACUGUUAGUUUCUUGUUUUUGUUAUUUUUUUUAGGUACAUCUCCCUUUUUUAUUCUGCAUGUAUGUGAUUCUUCAGUAAACAAAUAUUUUAAAAAAUAACCCAAAUGCAUUAAAAAAGUAUUAAAACUACAGCUUGGCUGACAGCCUAUGGCCAAGUGCAGCAUGUAGACUGGGAAGAGCAAAACAGUGCCACAUGCAGAAGGAUGCUAUUCACAUCAAAGGCUGUGGGGACUUAUCAUAUCACAAGUUUCCGGCAAGUAGCAGGAAAGUGUUCUUACUAAAAAAAUUAGUAUAGUUAUAUUGCAACAAAUAUCUGACAGGUGGAAGUAAAAUGAUUCCAGAAAGGAGUGCUUUGGGGAGAGUUUUUUUAAAUUGCCAAAGAUGCCAAACGGGCUAGUGGCAGCCCUGGAGCCUUGUGUUUGCUCUGAGAAAGGAGACAAUGUAGCUUCUCUCUUUACAUUCUUCCCUAUGUGUAUUAUAUCCUCUUUCCCUUAAAAAACGGGAGAAGGCGGCACUUGGAGGAGUGUGGCAGGGGAAUUGAGCUGCAUGUCGGCAAUCAUAAAGGACCGGCUUUGAGUUUCUAGCCUUGAGUUCAGACUUCUUGGAAGGGCCUCUCUGUUACACACUCUGGAUGCCCUUUUAUCUCAUUUUCUUGACUUCCUCAGUAACUAGGGCUCCAAGAAUCGCAAGUAAGAAAGAAAGAAUGGAAAGGAAGAGACUGCCCCAGGUGUAGACAGAUUUGUAAAUUUCUGCAGAUAUAUGUAUUAUAUAUAAUGUAUAUAUAGAUAGUAUAUUUAUUUUUUGCACAUUUCUGUAUGUAUGCUCUGCUUAAAUAAAAAUUUAUUUUUAAAAAAGAACCUUGAUUGAUGCAAUAGACUUCACAUGUAUUUAUUUAUAUUCAUAUGAAGUUUUUAUUAAUAGAACAUAUGAAAAUAGUUGAAUAGAUGUGGUGGGUAUUCUUUGCAUAGUAUGAACUAACAUGCAGGUUACAUGUCUCAUGAAAACCCAGUUUCAGGGUAGUGGAGGAGAAAGGGGAACCUUAAAGAGAUAAGCGGCAUUUUAAUCAGGGUAAGCUAAACUGCUGUAACAACCAACCAAACCUCUAAUGGUUCAAGCAAUAGAAUUUUUUUCUUGCUCACGUAUAGACCAGGAUGGGUGUUCCAGGUAAGUGUGCUUCUCUCUUCUAUGUGGUGAUUCAAGUAUGAGAUUUUUUCCAUCUUGUAGCUGCAUCAUCACCCAGGGCCUUGUCAUCUGUGUCCAAACAGCAGAAGGGGAAAGGGAGCAAGGAAAAGGUACCCCUGCUCCUGAAAAGUCUCACUAAAUUUAAGGGGGAUUGAAACCAUACAAGGUGUAUUCUCUGACCACAGUGGAAUUAACCUAGAAAUCAAUAACAGAAAGAUAAGAACAACACAUUUUUAAAUAGUCCAUGUGCCAAAGAAUAAAUUACAAGAGAAAUUAGAAAAUAUCUUGAACAGAAUGAAAAUGAAAAUCACAACAUACCAAAGUUUGUGGGCUGCAGUUAAGGCAAUACUUCGAGGGAAAUUUAUAGCUUUAAACACUUAUGUUAGAAAGAAUGUAAGGUCUCAAAUUAAUUAACUUUCCAACUUAAGUACUUGCAAAUCCAAGAAAGGAAGGAAACAGUAAGGAUAACAGAAAUGAAUGAAAUAGAAAACUGAAAAUCAAAAUAUCAAAUCAAAAGCUGGCUCUUUGAAAAUAUCAAUAAAAUUGAUAAGCUUUAACCAGACUGAUAGGAAAAAACAAACUCAGGAAUUAUCAAUAUCAGAAAUGAAAGGGGCCAUAUCACCAUGGAUCCUACAGACAUUAAAAGAAAAGAAUCAUGAAAAAUUUUAUGCCAAUGAAAUUGAUACCUUAGAGGAAACAUUUGAAAAUCAAUCAAUGUAAUUAAACACUGGGAGUCAAAAAAGAAAACCAUAUCAUCUCAUUUCAUUCAGAAAAAGCAUUUGACAAAAUUCAGGACCCAUUUGUGAUAGAAAACCUCAGCAAACUACAAAUAAAAGAGAACUUGCUCAACCUGAUAAAGGGUAAUUACGUAACACCUAAACCUAACAUCAUCCUUAAUGGCAAUAGACUGAAUACUUCCUCUCUAAUGCACUGAACAAAGCAAGAAUGUCUGUUCUCACCACUUGUAUUCAAUAUUGACUGGAGAUUUUAGCCAGUGCAACAAGACAAAAAAGGAAAUAAAAAACAUACAAAUUAGAAAGAAAGACACAUAAAACUGUCUUUAUUUGCAGAUGACAUGAUUGUGUAAGUCGAAAAUGAUAAGGAAUCUAUAAGAUACUGCAGUUAAUAAGCUUAGCAAGGUUCUAGGAUACAAGGUCAAUUUACCAAAAUAUUUUGAUUUCUAUAUAUGAAGAGCAACCAAUUGAAAAUCGAAAAAAUCAAUAACAUUUACAAUAGCAUCAAAUACCAUGAAACACUUGGAGAUAAAUUUAAUGAAAUGUGUGCAAGACCUGAACAUGGAAAACUACAAGCCAUUUUGAGAGAAAUCAAAGAAGAUCUAAAAUGAAGAGAGAGACCAUGUUCUUGGAUGAAAGAUUCAAUAUGGUUAAGAUGUCAAUUAUCCCCAAAUUGAUUUAUAGAUUAAAGGAAACCCUAAUCAAAGUGCUUAGCAGCCAUUUUUUGAUAGAAUUUGACAAACUGAGUCUAAAAUUUAUGUAGAAAUGCAAAUGGACCUAGAAUAGUCAAAACAACUUUGAUAAGAGGAUGAAGCUGUAGGAUUCCUAUCUACCUGAUUGCAAGAAACACUAUAAAGCUACAGUAAUUAAGAUAAUGUGCUUUUGGUGUCAGGCUAUAUGUGUAUCAGUGGAACACAAUAGAGAGUCCAGAAAUAGAUUGUGCAACUAUGGUCACUUGAUUUUUCACAAAGCUAACACAGUAAUUCAAGGGGGAAAGGAAAGUCUUUUCAACAAAUGGUUCUAGAACAAACGCAUAGCUAUAUUGCAAAAAAAAAACAAGCUUGACUCCCUUAUCUCAUGCCACACAAAGAUCAACUUGAAAUGAAUCACAGACUUAAGUGUAAGAGCUAAAACUAAAAUUUCUAGAUGAAAACAUUGGAGUAACUUUGGGUUGGGCAAAGCUCGGAUAAGAAUUACAAACUUCUCUUCAAUAGACACUGUUAAGAAAAUGAAAAGUCAAGCUUAGGCAAAGCAUACCUGAUAAAGGACUUGUGUUUGUGAUAGACAAAUUUUAAAAAUGGAUAGAAUAUUGAAAAAUUGAGCAUUUCACCAAAGAUAUACAAAUGGCGAAUAAGCGCCAGUGCUCAAAGUGAUUAGUCGUUGAGGAAAUGCAGAUUGUAGUACCAGGACGGAAGUUACAAAGACUGGCAUUUCCAAUUGUCAGCAAUAAUGUGGAGCAAAGGGAACACUCGCAUGCUGCUCAUGGGAAGGUAAAAAGGUCCAACUACUUUAGAAAACAGUUGGGCAGUUUCUUAAAAACUUAAAUAUUACACUAACUUUAUGACCCAGCACUUCCACUCCUCAGUAUUUACUCAAGAGAAAUGAAAACAUAUGUCCACAUAAAAAUCUACGUGAAUGUUUAUAAGAGCUUUAUUUGUGAUAGUCCAAGAUUGGAAACACUCUGCUAGUCCAUCAACUGGUGAAAAGAUAAACCACAUCCAUACAAUGAAUGCUAUUUAGCAAUAAUAAAAAGGAACAAACUACUUAUUCAGGCAACAACAUGGGUGAACCUCAAAAGCAUUAUGCUAAAUGAAAGAAGAUAGACACAAAGACUACAUACUGUCUGAUUCCAUUUACCUGAAAUUUGAGAAAAGGCAAAAUUACAGUGAGCAGAUAAGUUGUUGCCAGGGGCGGGGUCUAACAGGAGGGGAUUGACUACAAAAGGGCAUGAGGGAACUUUUAGGAGUGAUGGAACUGUUGUCAUGAUUGUGAUGGUGGUGACAUAACUGUAUCCAUUUGUCAAAACUCAUCAAGUUAUACACCUAAAUUAAGUGGUCAGUACGUAUUUUAUACCUAAUUAAUCUGAAUAGAAGACAAAAAAUCGUGUUAAUGUAGAUUUGGGUUUAUUCUUUCUUUCAAAUCUGUUUUAUGUUUAAGAAUUUUUCAUGUUAAUACAUUUCAAAAGAUAUGAACUUGAGAUGAAAUUCAUGAGAUAAGAAUACUCCAAAUUUUCUGCCCUGAGUUACUUUUCACAUGGGCCCCUCUAUGUGACCUGCUUAGGGUAAGUAUCACCAGGGAUUUAUGUAUUUAUUUAGUAGUUUUGUGUAUCUAUGAAUGUAUUUAUUACCUAAUUAAAUAAUAGUUUUCUUGAGCAGCUGCUGGGAUCUGCUGGGAUGAUGGUAGGUUGGAGUGAGAAGGAAGCUUUGCUAAAUAAUCCAUUUAUAUGGGCUGAAUUAUAUGAUAUUGAUGGCUAUAAAUUGAUCAAGGCCACUUUAUUAUGGAAUCCCAUCUGCUACCCUCCCACAACAAUCAGGAAGACUUAGUAAUAGAACAUGACUUUAAAAUCUGGUAAAAGUAAAAAAAAAAAAGUCUUGUAAAAGUGAUUAAAAUUUUAUUGAAAUAGAGCUACAGAAAAUGCCCAUAGUUGAUUUUCUCUUUUCAAGAGCCACGGUUUUGGACGUUUUAGAACAGUCCCUUUUGCAUGACAUCCUCACUUACGCCACAUUGCCAAAGCCAAAAACACUUUUACUUACUGCUUGUAAGGAAGAGAGUUUUAUUUAUUUUAAAACAAAUUUUAAAAUUUUAAUUAUGACUUUCAUUUUUACAUCUCCUUAAACUUAGGAAAGUGGGCCUCUACCUUUCAAGCAAAGACAGUUGCCUUUCUGGUAAAAAGGUGUAUGGGCUUAGGGUGACAUCCUCUGAGCCUUUUUGGAGUGAUAACUUUUUUGGUAAUGAUCCACUGACAUAUUUAGUUAUUGCUCUUUAUUCUGUAGAUCAAGGAUCAACACACUUUGUCUCUAAAGGGCCAGAGAGUAAAUAUUUUAGGCUUUGAGGGCCGUGUGAUCUCUGUCUCUCAACUCUUCUGUUGUGGCAAGCAGCCACAUAAACAAAUGAAAGUGGCUGUGUUCCAAUAAAACUUUAUUUACAGAAACAUGUAUUGGGCUGGAUUUGACCUGGGACAAAGUUUGCUGAUCCUUCCUGUAGAUUAUAGACACUCCCCAGAACAAAUCUGCUACUUGUUGUGGCAAAGUAUAUUUGUAUAGUCAAAUAACGUGGGUACUUCUGUGAAGAGAACUAAUAACUGCAUGAUAAUGACGGGGUUCAGGACAUGCUACCCCAAAAUAUGGCACCUUGGCAUGUUGAAUAUUUCAAGCUGAAGGAAUUUGAGAAAUGGCAUGGGCCACCUUACUGAUCUUCCCCUGAAGCAGGUCAUAAAACCCUCUUGUGAGAGGUUUAUGCCCUCCCUGUACCAGGAGAAAGGGACCAUCCUUAUCUCCAAAGACAAAGGGACACAGAGGGGAUGUGAAUGACUUUUAGCUUGGCUGAGUUUCCCCAGUUUACUAGUUACCUCAUACCCUAUGUCCUAUUUUAUCUUUCCACAACUCUCCACUCUUCAUCAAACCUAGCGUAAAAGCACUUGGGCUUAACCAUUUCCUCGGUCUUCAUUUCCUUAUGAAAUCUCCCAUGUCACAUAAAACUUACAUUAAAUGAAUUUUUAUGCUUUUCUGUUCUUAAUCCGUCUUUUGUUACAGCAGUGUCAGUUGAGAACAUAGAAGGGUAGAGGAAAAGGAUAUUAUUCCUCCUCUACAAUAAUAAAGUGUGCAUUGCAAAGGCUUCAUAUCAGAAAAUCAGCAUAUGCAUAUUUGGGGAUUCUGCAUGAUUAACUCGUGUACAAAGAUCUCCAAUUUCUGGAAAAUAUGAAGAUAAUUGUCAAGAUAGCUUACAAAAUAUUUCACAUAUUUGACCAUGACUUGGCUCGAUAAAGUGUACUUUAGUGACAAGUGUAGAAUUCAGAGAGUAGGUUUUACUUUUACUUUGUUUCUUCUUCUAUAAGAUUAUAGAAUCUUUUUUAUGUUUAGCAGGUAACCAAAGAUGACCACUACUCUUGUUAAAACAUUCCAACAACCAAAUUCACUCCUGUUGAAGACUUAGUUCCAUAAUUUCUCAUUUUUGGUUGUAAGGAGUAGAUAAGGACAUGACUAGCAUCUAUGACUAGAAGGUAUACAAUUUGUGGUUCUCCCCAUAUUUAGAUCAUUUCCCCUGAUUUAAAGCAGUUAGAAAUUAAGGACUUCCAAAUGAUAAAUUAUGAUUCAAGUAAAGAUACUAUCAUUAAAUAGAGCCUAGAAGAGCUAAGAGUCUUUGUCCUCAUGGUCUUAUCAUUCCAAUCAAACAAAUAUUUUAAAAAGUGGAAAAAGAGGAAAUAGAAAAAGGAUAUGAUGGUAGACAUUAUUAUGCUCUGCUGCUUCUGUUCUCUUCCUACUCGGUGUUUACUAUCAAAGAGAACUAAUAUUUAUUUCUUAUUUAGUGAGAGAAGUUUCCAGCUGCCUCUAGAGAUAACUGAGGAUAGAAAAAUUAGCUCCAAGCAGAUCAUUCUUGUUUUGUGAAGAAUAAUUUGAGAAGUUCCCUUUAGUUCCGUAAACGUAGUGAGUAGACCCCAUUGUCCUGAUACUUAGUACUUAAUAAUAAUGGUUAUUAUAAUAAUUAUAAUGUUAACAAUGGCGAUUUUUAUCAAUGACAUAGGCCUCACUGAGUGAAGCUCUUUGCUGGGGAGGAAGCUGACCAAUCUUUACAAGAGGAGCCUGUUACCACUGUCCUCACAGCAACUCUAUGAAUGGGACACCCACAUUUGGGACAAAGCCAGAAUGCUAUGAGGAAGCCCGGAGUAGCCAAUGUGGAGAGACUACACAGAGAGGUCCAUGUGGAGAGAACUGAGAUCCCUUAGCCGAUUGCCAGCAUCAACUUCACCAAAGAGAUGUGUGGAUGGCAAAUAAGCACUGAAAAGAUAUUCUACAUCAUUAGUCAUUAGGGACAUACAAAUUAAAAUCACAGUGAAAUACUGCUACCUACCUACUAGAAUCACUGAAAUUAAACAGACUGAAAAUAGCAAGUGCUGACAAGGAUGUGGAAGAAGUGGAAUGCUGAUACACUGCUGAAGUGAGGGAACAGAGGCUUAAAGAAGCUGGCAGAUUUGUCUGAGAUCGAGCAGAGAGCAAGUGGUAGAGGCACGGCUUGAAUCUUACUUCUUCUGACUUAAAAUUUCACUCAUUGAACUGUACCAAGGAAGGCACUCUGCAGGGGUAAGACCGUGAGACAUGGCUGAGGACAAAAGCAAGAAAGACUCCAUCGGAAUGAGUAUAAAGGGAGGCCAGACAAACAACGGGUUUGUCCAAAAUGAAGACAUCCUAGAGAGGGACCCGGAUCCAGACAGCCCAGCCGACAGCCCACAGCACACUGCCCUGCACAUCCUUGGCCCCGCAGAGCCCGACCUGAAGGACAUCCGGCCCUAUGCAGGGAUGCCCAAGGAGGUGCUAUUCCAGUUCUCGCACCAGGCCCGCUACCGGGUGCCCCGGGAGAUCAUCUUCUGGCUCACGGUGGCUUCCGUGCUUGUGCUCACUGGGGCCACCGUAGCCAUCAUCGCCAUCUCUCCAAAGUGCCUUGACUGGUGGCAGGCUGGGCCCAUGUACCAGAUCUACCCGAGAUCUUUCAAGGACAGUGACAAGGAUGGGAACGGAGAUCUAAAAGGUAUUCAAGAUAAACUGGACUACAUCGCAACUUUAAAUAUAAAAACUAUUUGGAUUACUUCAUUUUAUAAAUCAUCCCUUAAAGAUUUCCGACAUGGUGUUGAAGAUUUCCGAGACAUCGAUCCCAUUUUUGGAACAAUGGAAGAUUUUGAGAAUCUGCUUGCAGCCAUACAUGAUAAAGGUUUAAAAUUAAUAAUUGAUUUCAUACCAAACCACACGAGUGAUAAACAUCCUUGGUUUCAGUUGAGUCGGACCCGGACAGGGAAAUAUACGGAUUAUUAUAUCUGGCAUGACUGUACUCAGGAAAAUGGUAUAACCAAACCACCCAACAACUGGUUAAGCGUAUAUGGAAACUCCAGUUGGCACUUUGACGAAGUACGAAACCAAUGUUAUUUUCACCAGUUUAUGAAAGAGCAACCUGAUUUAAAUUUCCGCAGUUCUGAUGUUCAAGAAGAAAUAAAAGAAAUUAUACAGUUCUGGCUCGCCAAGGGUGUUGAUGGCUUUAGUUUUGAUGCUGUUAAAUUUCUUCUAGAAGCAAAGCAUUUGAGAGAUGAGCCCCAAGUGAAUAAGACCCAAAUGCCGGACACCAUCACACACUACGCGGAACUGUACCAUGAUUUCACCACCACGCAGGUGGGAAUGCAUGACAUUGUCCGGAGCUUCCGGCAGACGAUGAACCAAUACAGCAGUGAGCCUGGGAGGUACAGGUUCAUGGGGACUGAAGCCAAUGGAGAGAGAAUUGACAGGACCAUGAUGUACUACGGGUUGCCUUUUAUCGAAGAAGCAGAUUUUCCCUUCAACGAUUACCUCACGAAGCUGGAAACUCCUUCUGGGAGCACUGUGUUUGAGAUUAUCACAUCCUGGAUGGAAAACAUGCCAGAAGGAAAAUGGCCUAACUGGAUGAUCAGUGGACCAGACAAUGCCCGGCUGAUUUCUCGUCUGGGGAAAGAGUAUGUCAACGUCAUGAACAUGCUUGUUUUCACACUCCCUGGAACUCCCAUAACUUACUAUGGGGAAGAAAUAGGAAUGGGAAAUAUUUUAGCCACAAAUCUCAACGAAAGCUAUAAUGUUGAUACCCUUUUCUCAAAGUCACCAAUGCAGUGGGACAAUAGCUCGAAUGCUGGUUUUUCUGAAGGCAAUCAUACCUGGUUACCUACCAGUUCAGAUUACCACACUGUGAAUGUUGAUGUCCAAAAGACUCAGCCCACAUCAGCAUUGAAGUUAUAUCAAGAAUUAAGUUUGCUUCAUGCCAAUGAGCUGCUCCUUAGCAGGGGCUGGUUUUGUCAUCUGAGGAAUGACAGCCACUCUGUCAUGUACACAAGAGAGCUGGAUGGCAUUGACACAGUCUUUCUCGUGGUUCUGAAUUUUGGAGAAUCAUCACUGCUAAAUCUAAAGGAAAUGAUUUCAGAUAUUCCCACAAGAGUGAGGAUAAGGUUAAGUACCAAUUCUGCCUACAAACGCAGUGAAGUUGACACGUCUGCCAUUGUAUUAGACAAGGGAGAAGGACACAUCCUUGAAUACAACACGAAGAAUCUUCUUCAUCACCAAACUGCUUUCAGAGACAGAUGUUUUAUUUCCAAUCGGGCAUGCUAUUCCAGUGUGUUUAACAUACUGUACAGCUUGUGUUAGGGCGCUUCUAUGAAACAGAUGAAGACACUAGCAUUCUGUUCUCUCACAAGCAUUUGCAGUAACUUCAUGUACAGUCAUUAAUUCUUAGUUAUUUCUGUAGUUUGAAUGUAACUGCUUUAGGAAAGGUUCUCAAAUGUUUCUAAAGAAUAAUAAAAUGUUUAAAAGAAAAU
Equus caballus (horse) is the source of this 11288-nucleotide messenger RNA. The record is from RefSeq and is a predicted model, not a curated record. Lineage: Eukaryota; Metazoa; Chordata; Mammalia; Perissodactyla; Equidae.